Messenger RNA from Neurospora tetraspora, 2573 nucleotides. RefSeq names its product Six-hairpin glycosidase-like protein. The transcript is spliced from 2 exons. Lineage: Eukaryota; Fungi; Ascomycota; Sordariomycetes; Sordariales; Sordariaceae. The record is from RefSeq and is a predicted model, not a curated record. Gene Ontology annotation, biological process: polysaccharide catabolic process. The coding region runs from base 386 to 2386 and encodes 666 amino acids. Gene Ontology annotation, cellular component: fungal-type vacuole. Gene Ontology annotation, molecular function: glucan 1,4-alpha-glucosidase activity; starch binding.
CAAAAGAGAGCAAAGAUCCAAAAGGGUCAAAAGGACCGAGCCUCAAUGCCCGGAUGGCACUCAACACCGUCUUCUCGGCCCUUUCUCCAACUCUUCUCCUUCCUUAAUCUACCCUAGCACCAAUCCCCAUCCCAUCGACGACGCUGCAAGGCCCGAUCUCUAACCACCGAGUGCACCCUCAUCCACGAACUGACCCCGGUCCUCCUCCGAGGCCCUUGAGAGUAGAGUUGAGGUGCGGAACUUGGACGACCAGGGCAACUUCACUAGGAAAGUGGACGACAAGGUUCACUCCGGCUGGACCGCAACACUAACGUCACUUUACCGAGCCUUCCAAAGGGGGAAAUGCCAAGGGUGAGCGAGACAAGAUCGUCGCUCAUCAGUCAAGAUGGACACAAUAUAUAACCUCAAGCAAGUCCUCCUCAGCAACCAUGAUUUCACCACCAGUCUGGUCUCCAACGCAACAGACUACUCGACAAGCCCUCUGACCUACUUCGCCAUGCAUCUCGUCUCUUCGCUCCUCGUCGUGGGCGCCGCCUUCCAGGCCGUGCUCGGUCUGCCGGAUCCUCUGGAGCCUCUGCGUGAGAAGAGGAACAGCGACAUCAUCAAGCGGUCUGCCGACUCCUUUAUCCAGACCGAGACUCCCAUUGCGCUGAACAACCUUCUGUGCAACAUCGGCUCUUCUGGAUGCAGAGUCUCCGGUGCUGCCUCUGGUGCUGUGGUUGCCUCCCCUUCCAAGUCGAGCCCUGACUACUGGUACACCUGGACUCGUGAUGCCGCCCUUGUCUCCAAGCUUGUCGUCGACAGGUUCACCAACGAGUACAACACCACUCUCCAGAACACCAUCCAGGCUUAUGCUGCUGCUCAGGCCAAGCUUCAGGGUGUUAGCAACCCGUCCGGUUCACUCUCCAACGGUGCCGGUCUUGGUGAGCCCAAGUUCAUGGUCGACCUCACGCAGUUCACCGGUGACUGGGGCCGCCCCCAGAGAGAUGGUCCUCCCCUUCGCGCCACCGCCCUCAUCGGCUACGGCAAGUGGCUCGUCAGCAACGGUUAUGCUGAUACCGCCAAGAACAUCAUCUGGCCCAUCGUGAAGAACGACCUUGCCUACACUGCCCAGUACUGGAAUAACACCGGCUUCGAUCUUUGGGAGGAGGUCAACAGCUCUUCCUUCUGGACCAUUGCCGCCUCCCACCGUGCCCUCGUUGCGGGUUCUGCCUUUGCCAAGUCCGUCGGCAGCUCUUGCAGCGCGUGCGAUGCUGUUGCUCCCCAGGUCCUGUGCUUCCAGCAGAGCUUCUGGUCCAACAGCGGCUACAUCAUCUCCAACCUCGUCAACUACCGCAGCGGCAAGGACAUCAACUCCGUCUUGACUUCUAUCCACAGCUUCGACCCCGCUGCCGGUUGCGAUGUCAACACCUUCCAGCCCUGCAGCGACCGUGCUCUUGCCAACCACAAGGUCGUCGUUGACUCCAUGCGCUUCUGGGGUGUUAACUCUGGCCGCACUGCCGGUAAGGCCGCCGCUGUCGGUCGCUACCCCGAGGACGUCUACUACAACGGCAACCCCUGGUACCUCGCCACUCUCGCCGCCGCCGAGCAGCUGUACGACGCCCUCUACGUCUGGAAGAAGCAGGGUUCCAUCACCGUCACCUCCACCUCCCUCGCCUUCUUCAAGGACCUCGUCUCCUCCGUCAGCACCGGCACCUACUCCAGCUCCUCCUCCACCUACACCUCCAUCAUCAACGCCGUCACCACCUACGCCGACGGCUUCAUCGACGUCGUUGCCCAGUACACUCCCUCCGACGGCUCCCUGACCGAGCAGUUCGACAAGGACAACGGCACCGCCAUCAGCGCCACCCACCUCACCUGGUCCUACGCCGCCUUCCUUUCCGCCGCCGCCCGCCGCGCCGGCAUCGUCUCUUCCUCGUGGGGCGCCGCGUCCGCCAACUCUCUGCCCGGCUCCUGCGCCGCCUCUACCGUCGCCGGCACCUACGCCACCGCGACCGCCACCUCCUUCCCCGCCAACCUCACGCCCGCCAGCACCACCGUUACCCCUCCCGCACAGACCGGCUGCGCUUCUGAUCAUGAGGUUUUGGUUACCUUCAACGAGAAGGUCACCACCAGCCCCGGCCAGACCGUCAAGCUCGUCGGCAGCAUCGCUGCCCUCGGCAACUGGGCCCCCGCUAGCGGCGUCGCCCUGUCGGCUAGCCAGUACACCUCCAGCAACCCGACUUGGUACACCACCAUUGCGCUGCCCCAGGGUACCUCGUUCACGUACAAGUAUGUGGUUGUUAACUCGGAUGGGAGCGUGAAGUGGGAGAGCGAUCCGAACCGCAGCUAUGUGGUUGCGAGUAACUGCGUGGCGACGGCGACUAUUAAUGAUACUUGGAGGUAAAUUGUUUGCCUUGGCAAGGUCAUGAAUGUAAAGAAAAUGAGGAAGGAAAUGGGAAUGGGAAUGAGUGAUGAGCGAAAUGUAGAAUGAAGAACCUGGUAUCAGUAGUCAAGGAGAAACAGAGGGAUUAGGAAAGGGAGACAGAGAGUGCAGUGGGAUAUCAACCACGGAGGAAGAAAGGAAAGAAGGU